UUGAACGGUUGGGCUUUUUUCUCGUAUUUUAUAUUUUGUUGUGAUUAUUAUAAGUGAGCGCGCUGUCGAGUACGCGUCGAGCAGAGCCCAAGCCCAGUGAUUUGAAAUGAUUCCUUGAAAUAAACAGUGAACAAUAUUCUACCAACCAAUCGAUCGAUCAGACACUUACGCCCGACGUGAAACGGACAACGGAAGAGAUAACACAUUUCAAUCGCGCGCAGGAUUGAUGUGAUAUCGCGGCUAAACACUCAGACAGAUAUUGUAUAUACAAGGAUACACGGCAUGUGCAUUGUGUUUUGGUUGGUCGUACAUGCGCCAAAAAAAAAUCCACCGCGAACUUUCAAAUUCCAAACCACGGAGAAUAUGUGAACGUCAGCCGCUGUUUGGUACUUUUUGAUCGAGCCUGGCGCAAAUACGUCGUUAAUUCAACGAUAAAAACUCAAAGUCAGAUUAGGUAUUGGAGAAGGGAAAUUCAAAACAAUUGACAACAUCGAAAAAUUCAUUGGAAAACUUGAAGAAUUGAUGAAAAAUUGCAAGAACCAAAAUAAAAUUGACGGAAACAUUUCAACGACUAACGUUCUGUCUGGUGAACAAUAAGUGACAGUUUGAUGUGAAUUUAUCAUUUAAUUCAUCGAAAUUCAUCAAUUUUGUGCUAAGAUUGAUAAGGAUAACAAUUUCAGAAUUGUCUGUACAAAAAAGUGUUAAAUUUAAUCUCAUCGAAACCAGUUGAAGUAGAAAAAAGGACAAUUCAUUGAUACAAUUGAGCGAAAAGUGACAGCAUCCAAAUCAGCAAGUAGAUCAUUUUCGGAAAUGACAAAGAAAGUGUUGUGAUUUUGUUACGUUUCUUUUGAUUUUGGAGCAAUUGUGUGUGUUCGUUCGUUCGUUUUUUUCUUGUCUGUCAAAAACAUCAUUUGAGGCGAUUUGGGAUUUCUGUUCGAAAUCGAACCAAAUUCAAUUGACAAAAGGAAACAACAAAAGAUACGUAACGGCAGCUGAACUGACAAAGACCUCGCAAAGAGGCACUUUUCCGCAUUUGCACCGAAAAAAAACCCAUUAAAAAAACGAUCGAGAGAGAGAAAGAAAGAGAACCUAUAAAAUUAAAUACACAAAAAUUUCAAUCCUUUCACAAUUCGAGGAUUUCAUUUUUUCGCUGGAUAACCCUCAUUUUUCAUUCGAUUCGAAUGAAUCGAAGCAAUAAAGUGGAAACGUACUGAGUGAGAGAGAGAACGAGAGCGAAUACGUGCUCAACACAGAGCGGUUUGAUACAUACAUUCGUGAGAGAGAGAGAGAGAGAGAGAGAGAGAGAGAGAGAGAGAGAGCAAAGCAGUAACGAACGACGGUGAGAAUGAAUCGAGGCGAUAUACUGGCAAAAUUGCAAUCAACAGCAUCGGCAGCUGAGACGCGAGCACUGUCAAUAACCGAUGCUGCCAUUCAAAAUAAAACCGAUGCAAACGCAUUAAAUGCGUUCGAUGCACAAUCGGUAUUUAAAUUGAUUUCAAGUGCAAGCGAUUUAGAGCAGCGUUUCGGCUCAGAUAAAGAGUUCGAUAGUGUAAAAAAUGAGGCAGCACAACUAGAGCAAUUUGAUAUGCAAGCAACCACGAAAAAUAAGCGGAAAAAUUUCAAACCACGUAAUGCAACGGCCGUUGAUGUAGCGACCGCUGCUGCUGCUGAACCAUCGCUCACCGACCAAUUCAUCCUCAACCUGAUGAUGCAGAACAAAAUGAAACAACUGCAACAGGAACUGCAUCAAGGCCAAUUCAAGCGAUGGAACGAUGACGGUAAAGUGGACCAACAGAUGACCGGCGGUGAUUCGGACAGGUCAACCACAUCAAAUAACAAUGAAUCGUGUAACAGCCUUAAGUCACCACCCAGUUCACCGUUGGGAAAUGGGCAUGGUGCUAGCGGAGAAAAUGCAUAUAAUGCCGUUCAAGACUUGCUCUCCGUGUAUGGCUUAACGAUGUCACCGAAUGAUGUAGUGGACGCAUUUAACCGACGAAAUGAAGCGGCUGCUGCGUCGAUUCGUGAUCUAGCGAAUAACUCGCUUCUGAGAAAGGGUUCCGUUCAACAAUCGACACAAUCCACACAAAAGCAACAACAGAAUGCAUUAGUGCCGCCCACACCGCCGCGAACACCAAUCACUCCGUCCGCUCAGCAUCAACAGCAGAUGACUGACGGUGUUAGCGAUGACGAUGACAAUUCUGAGAGCAAAUCUGUGGAUUCGAUGGCGAAUCGUAAGCGAAAAUUAAACACAAUUUUAGGUUCAAAUAAGCGUAUGCAUGUGGAACAACCGAUUAAAACUGAAACCGAUCCCGAUUCGGACAGCAAUCAUGACAACAACGAUCGUGCCACCAGUAUCAACGACAACGACGACGGUACCAGUAGCCGAAUGAGCGAUUUUGAUGAUGGAAAUGCGUCAUUGAAGAAUCGUGCGUUCACUGACACCAACGAUGCAUCGUUUGACUCAUCAUAUUCGGCAUAUUUGCAAGAAACUAAACAGCAAUUGGCUAAGGCCACACAACCACCGCUCAAUUUAUCGCAAUCAUUAUCGAACAUUGUCGAUGUGUCCGGACUUAGUCUGGCCAAGGAUAAAUACUUUGAACGGCCAUCGAUGAGUUUCCUUUCGCCGGCAGCGACCGCAUUAAAGAUGGUCACCAUGAAUGACGAAAGUAAACUAAUCGAUUCCGGCAAAUACCUAUCGAAGUACGCGUCGUUCAUGGAAUGCAAUCACGAUCAAUGUGCGAUCGAUAAGCUGCGCGAACAUUUUCAUUGUUUGGACAUUUUGUGCAUGAAUGUCAACAAAGUGCUGUGCAAACGUGAAGAGGUUCUGCGGCAUUUGAAAUGGCACAAGAAACGCAACGAGAGUUUGACACACGGCUUUUUACGGUUCUCAUCCACCGACGAUUGCUCCAUUCAAUUCGGUGAAUGCCAACACAACGGCAAACAAACUCAUUAUCACUGCUUGCAAGGCAAUUGUGAUAAGGUUUACAUUAGUACUAGCGACGUGCAAAUGCAUUCGAAUUAUCAUCGCAAAGAUUCGGCCAUCAUGCAAGAAGGAUUCCAACGCUUCCGUGCAACUGAAGAGUGUGCCGCUGAUUUUUGUAGUUUUGCUGGUCAACGCACCACACAUUUCCAUUGUAUUCGUGACAGCUGCAAUUAUACGUUCAAAAACAAAGCGGAAAUGGAAAAACAUAAAACCUAUCACAUCAAAGACGAGCUGUUGGCUCGCGAUGGUUUCAAGAAGUUCAUGAAGAAUGAGCCGUGUUCGUUCGAUCGUUGUCGUUUUUCUCUGCAAUGCAAUCACAUUCAUUGCGUCCGUGACAAUUGUUUCUACGUGUUGCACUCGAGUGGUCAGUUGCUGAGCCACAAGCGUAAGCAUGAGCGUAUGGAUUCCGAGCAGGCUUAUCAGCAGUUUAAAAUGGCUCAAAAAAGUGAUGGUUUGUUACCACAUGACAAUAAUGAUGUCGAAACGAGAGGAUCAGAGGCGUCCGGCUCAAAAGGCUUGUCACACUUCCCCGGCGCAUUGUCAUCGCUUCUGACAAAAUAUGCUGAGAACGAGAAUAAAAUGGAAUCAUUGUUGAACACUGAAUCCGUGGAAAUCUUGCAGCAGCUUCAAUUCCAAAAGCAAGCUCUGUUGCAGAGCCAAGCCAAAGCAGUCGCUGCUUCACUCAUUGGCAAAGAUGACGACAUCAAUUCCGAUAACAACAAUUAUGAUCCAAUCGAUUCGCCGCUACCAAAGUCAUUCGUUCAAAAUGCCAGCGCUUCGAUCGGACGUAACAUCACUUCGGCCGAAUUAGACCAAUUGAAACAGAUUUAUUCGGCCGCCGAAAAUGCCAAGCAAAAACAAAUCAACGCCUUACUUUUUGCACAGAACAAUUUCAACAGUGCCGAUCAAUCGGAACCGCUUAAUUUGAACUUAAAAAAAGACCCAAAGGACGUGAAUGCUUCGCUGCUUUCGGCCGUCGUGCAAAAGAUACAAGGCCAAAAUAUGCCGGCCAAUUUGCAACAAAUCACUUCCAUCGAUGGACUGUUCAACCGCAAACGCGGUCGUCCACCAAAGAAUCGCGUCGUUGAAGUUUAUGGCAAUGUUCAAACCCAAAAUCGACCUCAAGCAAUUUUCACCAGUUUUAAAUUGGAGAAGAAUGGCAAAGCAUCGUCGCCGCUGCCAUCCGAAAGUAGUUUCCGUGCGAAAACACCAUUGAAUCGAACGCCCGAGAAUCACGGAGACGAAAGUAGUGCCUCAAAAGAGUCACCAUCCAACUUCUCGAUACAUCGGCUCAACGAUUCAGGUGGAAGUGGUAGCAGCGAUCGCAAGCGUCGACUGUCAUUUUCAUCGUCACAAUCGAAUGACAAUGAAAAGGUGUCGAUAGUUCGCGCUGCUGGCACAUUUUUCCCACAAAACUGCGACAAUGACAGUGAAUCAUCGCCACCGUUGAGCUCACGGCGCAAAUCAAAAGAGAGUGUUGAUUACUCGAAAAAAUGUUCAAUUUCCAAUUGCAAUCAACCAAACGAUUCGCACGUCCAUUGUGACGAUUGCUCCGAGGUGUUCGAUGACGAAACAAAAUUGUUGGUGCAUUCAGUGAAGCACAAGGCAAAUGAGACGAUUUCUGCUCCAGAGAGCGAUCCAUCUCAGGAAUUGAUGCAAAAUUUCGCCAAACAAAUGGCCAAGCAAUCGGAAACGAUGUUCAACAUGGAAUCGUUCAUGAAUCCGGCGGCCAGUGUCAUCUCGAAUUUAGCUUCUCUGAACCAAAAUCAAAUGGCGAUGGGUGGUGAGGGAUUCUCCUUCAACGACCAAUUGUCCGCACAGAUUCAAACACUGUGCCUGGCCCAGCUGGCACAUCUCUAUCAGAACAAUCCAAUGAUGUCUCAACAUUUGUAUCCAUUGCUUGGAGCCGUCGAACAAAUGAAGCAGCAAGAUGCACAGCGCAUGUUCAUGCCUCCAGUUGCCAAUCCAUUGCAAAUAAACAAUCCAUUCGGUGCAUUCGAUUUGUCGAGCAUCGCAGCGGUCAAUGCAAACAAAAAACCAACCACUGCAGCUGCUGCCCUUGCGAAUUCGGCCAAAUUGCAACGACAAGUGCCAAAAUUAGGCGGCAAAGUUGAUACAAAAGCCAAUAAGGGUGUAUCGGCCAGUGAUGUGGUGACGAAUCGAAAUGCAGGCAGUUUUAAGAUUUUCAAAGACGAACCUAUACCAAAAGGUUACCUGAAAUUCAAAUUCAACGAGGACUGCCGUUUUGCCCAGUGCGGUUACUCCAAUUUACAAAGCCAUUUUCACUGUUGUCGCACCGAUUGCCACUACAGUUUCUGUGAUAAGACACGCUUUGUGCAGCACACAGCCCGUCACGAACGCUUGGACAAAUUGAUGGGCGAUGAUUUUAAACAGUAUCGAGCUAACAUGAGCUGCGGCCACGAUGAUUGUGUUUACAAAAAUAAUUUGGGCGCAAACAAUAAAUCGUCACAUUUCCAUUGUCUAAAAUGUGAUUUCAUAUGCUCGGAUACCAAUAAAGUUGUGGCCCAUCGACGUCAUCACAGUAAAUUGGAGUACAUUCGAACCGCUGGCUUCAGAAAAGUGGCCAACAACGAGCCAUGCACAGUGCAUUCAAAGAAACCGUCCAGCGAAAAUGGCGAUGAGAACGUAAAUAGCGACGGUGAACCAGGCGAUGAGAGCAAUGCAACCGAAUGCAUCUACAGCAUGAAACAAACCCAUUACCAUUGUCUGGUUUGCGAUUGUUCAGUGCUUAGUCGAGCUCAGCUCAGCUCACAUCAACACAAAUAGAAUUCGGGCGACCCACAAUACCACAGCAUUCAGAUAGGUCUAUAUUUUAAUUUGAACAUACCUCAAUUCGCAUUCUUGUGCAAAGCAACAAUCGAAUGACGACUGCAUUGAUAGCUAUCGCAACUGAAUACAGCAAAUAUCCUAUAAAUAAACUUAAAACUCGGAAAAUCUCGACUCAUUUGCAUAUUUUCCAGUGCAAUCAUGUCAUUUCAAAGCCAAAUGAACAAUGCAACGCUUCUAUUUUUUGUCCUCCGAAAGAUCAAUAGAACAACGAAAUGUGUAAAUGUGUCGAGAUUUUCACGUAAAUUACGGCAACUUUCCCUACGAAGUAGACGAGCAACCAGUUCAAAAAAAAUAAUAAUUACGCGAUCGAUGCAUCCUUUUAAAGUAGAAAUCAUACACAUAUUAGAACAUACACAAUUGGUCUAAAGUAAUUUAUUGAUCUAUAAGCAAAUAAAAAAUUGAUAAUUUUUCUAUAAGUCGUGCUUAGAGGCGACAUUUUUGUACGAAAUUAAUAAAGAGAUUUAAUUUUAGUACGCAACAAAA
Messenger RNA from Sitodiplosis mosellana (orange wheat blossom midge), 6316 nucleotides. RefSeq lists its product as uncharacterized. Gene Ontology annotation, molecular function: RNA polymerase II transcription regulatory region sequence-specific DNA binding; DNA-binding transcription factor activity, RNA polymerase II-specific. Gene Ontology annotation, cellular component: nucleus. Gene Ontology annotation, biological process: regulation of neuron differentiation; positive regulation of transcription by RNA polymerase II. NCBI's taxonomy places the organism in Eukaryota, Metazoa, Arthropoda, Insecta, Diptera, Cecidomyiidae. The record is from RefSeq and is a predicted model, not a curated record. The transcript has 13 exons. The coding region runs from base 1346 to 5770 and encodes 1474 amino acids.